Messenger RNA from Malaclemys terrapin pileata, 3691 nucleotides. RefSeq names its product ankyrin repeat and BTB domain containing 2 (gene ABTB2). NCBI's taxonomy places the organism in Eukaryota, Metazoa, Chordata, Testudines, Emydidae. Gene Ontology annotation, molecular function: protein heterodimerization activity. The transcript is spliced from 17 exons. Bases 546 to 3602 code for a protein of 1018 amino acids. The record is from RefSeq and is a predicted model, not a curated record.
GCCGGUAGGAGCAGAGCCUGCAGCUGCUCUUGGGCUCUCCUGCUGCCGCGCUCCCUUGAUGGGCUGGAGCUGUGCUCUGGGUAGCGAUUUGGAGAAGGAUUCUUUGGGCUAGUCUUCUGGAUCCGUCCUCUCCCUGCCUGCUUAGCCCUUCGCUGUCUUCAGAACCACCCGGCUCGCCGGAGAGGUGCGGUUGGCCUUGUCUUGGGUCUCUGACGUGACCUGCCCUGCUAGGAGGAGACUCCUUUGGCACGUUGGGGAGUGUUUGAUACUGACACUUUCCCCUCCCUCCCCGUACUUUCCAUCCUUGCUCCAGACGGAAAAUGAAUGAUCUCAGCCUGCCUGUGGAAUGGAGUCAGCUGGCACCCAGCAGAGCCUGAAGGAGCCUCUGAAGCUGAAGUGUGAACUUGCUUCUCCUCUGCAAUGUUAUAAGCUGCCCAGCGGUUCUCUUUGUGGUGCCAGCCUCUCUGGUCCACUAACUGCUGCAGGGAUCUAGUUUCAUCUUCACCUUUCUGUGCCUCUAAGGGGCUGGAUCACAAGUCUUUCCUAUGGCUGGGAUAUACAGCUCUACUCUGAAGACCCUGGAGGAUUUAACCUUGGACUCUGGUUAUGGGGCAGGGGAUUCCUGCAGAUCCCUUAGUCUCUCUUCUUCUAAGUCCAACUCCCAAGCCUUCACAUCAUCUCAGCACAGGGGCAACUGGUGGUACUAUUCAGGCUCCAUGAAUAGUAGGAAUAACAGCUGGGAUACAGUGAACACUGUUCUGCCAGAAGACCCUGAAGUUGCAGACAUCUUUUCCAAGUGUCCUAAACUGCCAGAUCUAGAGGAAUUCCCUUGGACCGAUGAAGACAUUGGGAAAAUACUCAGAAAAGGAAAGGGGGAAGGAAAUACCAGAAACUUUUCUCAGGAAGCUGUCAGGAGACUCUCUCAGCUACUUAGGAGAGCCCUGAUCAGGAUCUCCAGGGAGGCCCAACGUCUGAGUGUGAUGCAUUCCAAAUGCACGAGAUUUGAGGUCCAAAGUGCCAUGAAGCUCAUCCAGAGCUGGUCACUGUCAGAAAGCUGUGUCCUGGCUACUGUCAAGGCUCUUUCCCUGUACAGUAUGAGUGCAGGAGAUGGAUUGAGGAAAGGCAAGUCCUCCCGAUGUGGCCUCACCUUCUCAGUGGGGAGGUUUUUCAGGUGGAUGGUGGACACUAGGAUCUCGGUAAGGAUUCAUGAGUAUGCAGCUAUCUCUUUGACGUCUUGUAUGGAGAAUCUGGUGGAAGAAAUCAAAGGCAGGGUUCUAGCGAGUCAGAGCCCAGAUGGAGGAGGAGUGGGGGAGAUCUCCUCUGAAAUCCUUGAGAUGGUCAUCAACAAUGAUGCUGAACUUUGGGGAGUACUGCAGCCUUACGAGCAUCUCAUCUGUGGGAAAAAUGCUAAUGGUGUGCUGUCUCUGCCUGCCUACUUCAGCCCCUACAAUGAUGGCUCCAUAAGCAGUGAUGGACGGGCCGAUGCUUAUGCCCAGCUGGAGCUCCGAACCUUGGAACAGUCUCUCUUGGCGACUUGUGUUGGAAGCAUCUCAGAACUAAGUGACUUGGUAUCGCGAGCAAUGCACCACAUGCAAUGUUUGACCACCCUCCGCCCCGGCAUGAGCCCUAUCCGGCAAACCAGGCAACAGCAGCCCAUUACUUGGUCCCCUGAUGCCCUCCAUACCCUCUACUACUUCCUACGCUGUCCUCAGAUGGAGUCCAUGGAGAACCCCAACCUGGAUCCGCCAAGGAUGACCCUGAACAAUGAACGGCCCUUCAUGCUUCUGCCCCCGCUGAUGGAGUGGAUGCGAGUGGCUAUCACCUACGCUGAGCAUCGGCGCAGUUUAACUGUGGACAGCGAUGAUAUCAGGCAGACGGCCAGGCUGCUCUUACCGGGACUGGACUGCGAACCACGGCAGCUGAAGCCUGAAUGCUGUUUUAGCUCCUUCCGAAGACUGGACGCUAAGGCUGCUACUGAAAAAUUCCAGCAGGACCUGGGUUUCCGAAUGUUAAAUUGUGGAAGGACUGAUCUGAUCAACCAAGCUAUAGAGGCGCUGGGACCUGAUGGGGUUAACACAAUGGAUGAUCAGGGUAUGACCCCACUAAUGUACGCCUGUGCUGCUGGAGACGAAGCCAUGGUCCAGAUGCUGAUUGAUGCCGGAGCAAAUUUGGAUAUACCAGUUCCUGGCAGCAAUCCCCGAUACCCCUCAGUCCAUCCCGACAGCCGGCACUGGACUGCGCUCACCUUUGCUGUUCUACAUGGACACAUCUCCGUAGUUCAGCUGCUCUUGGAUGCUGGUGCCCAUGUUGAGGGCUCCGCUGUUAACAGCGGUGAGGACAACUAUGCUGAGACCCCACUUCAACUGGCUUCAGCAGCAGGGAACUACGAGCUGGUCAGUUUGUUACUGAGCAGGGGCGCAGACCCCCUCCUGAGUAUGCUGGAAGUCAAUGGGAUGUCCUCAUCGCUUCACGAAGACAUGAACUGCUUUAGUCACUCAGCCGCACAUGGGCACAGAAACGUGCUACGCAAGCUCCUGACCCAGCCCCAGCAGUCGAAGGGAGAUGUUCUCUCGCUGGAGGAGAUUUUAGCUGAGGGAGUAGAGAGUGACACCUCCAGCCAGGACAGCUCCAACGAGGGGCAGGUCAGGCUGUGUAAAACCAGGAUGAAGGCCCUGCAGGAGGCUAUGUAUUACAGUGCUGAGCAUGGCUACGUGGACAUCACCAUGGAGCUCAGGGUACUCGGAAUCCCGUGGAAGCUUCAUGUGUGGAUUGAGUCAUUACGGACAACCUUCUACCAGUCUCGCUAUUCCGUCGUGCAGAACCUCUUAAGGGAGUUUGUGACUAUUAAGGAAGAGGACUAUAACGAAGAGCUGGUUAACGAAGGGCUGCAGCUAAUGUUUGAUAUCCUCAAGACCAGCAAAAAUGAUUCUAUCAACCAGCAGCUUGCAGCCAUCUUCACCCACUGCUAUGGCAGCAGUCCUAUACCCAACAUUCCUGAAAUACAAAAGACGUUGCCGGCCCGGCUUGAUCCUCACUUUCUAAACAAUAAAGAAAUGUCUGACGUAACUUUUCUAGUGGAAGGAAAGCUGUUUUAUGCACACAAAGUCCUGCUGGUUACUGCUUCCAACAGGUUUAAGACCCUGAUGACCAAUAAAACAGAACUAGACAGCCAAGGCAGUAAGACUGUUGAAAUUAGUGAUAUGAAAUACAAUAUUUUCAAGAUGCUGAUGCAGUAUUUAUAUUAUGGAGGAACAGAAUCUAUGGAAAUUCCCACAGCUGAUAUCCUAGAGCUGCUGUCCGCCGCCAGCCUGUUUCAACUGGAUGGCCUCCAAAGACACUGUGAAAUCUUAUGUGCCCAGACCAUCAGCAUGGAGAGCUCUGUUAACAUCUAUAAAUAUGCAAAGAUUCACAGUGCACCUGAACUGGCCUCGUUCUGCGAGGGCUUCUUCCUCAAACACAUGAACUCUCUGCUGGAACAGGACUCGUUCCGACAGCUCAUCUAUGGCAGGAACAGCAAGGUGCAGGGUCUGGACCCUCUGCGGGACCUGCAGACAGCACUGGCCAGUCGACUGCAUUCUACUUACAUCACCUCAAGAGUGUGAGGAGGGGCAAAGCAGCAGCAGGAACACUAGGGCAUCUAGGUUGGUCUUAUGGAACCACCGGCUCAUGCUGAAAGUCCCCACAAGCUGAC